GCUUGCAGCAUGCUUUCCCCUUCCAACGCCAUUUUCAUCUGUUUGCUCUGUUUCCCUGGAAAUCAGCGCUUCUGACUCCAGCUCCCGGAUCACGCCCACCCGGCACAGUCUCUGCUUGUGAUUGGUGGUUGCUGAAGGGCUGUGAGUGAUUGUGGGCUGUGAUUGGCUGUGAGUGCUGUCAGUCACGGUGUGAGCAGGUUGUGCGGUGCAGGGGAGCAGCGGGGCGGGUAGUUGGAACUGUGGAAUGAGAGAGAUGAGCGCGGGGCUGAUAUUAAUAUCAGAUACUGAGCUUUUUACACUAAAACACGCAGAUUAAUACAGAUAGAAAUGUUCAGAAUAAAGGAGAAGCCGCGCUGCGGGAGAGCGGGCAGCGGCUAGAGCCCAGGAGCCGGUCAAACAGGUAGUUAGCUAAUUAGCUAACUAGCUUAGCUAACCAGCUAACCCGGCUCGCGCUGGCUGCUGUUACUAACGAGCUAACUACCGCACGCGACCGCCACUGAGUUACAGCUAGUCCGCUAGCCUGUAUGUUUGUUUGUCAUUUCCAGGCCUGACAGCGGCGGUUAACUGUCCUGCAGGCCGUUACACCUGCUGUAAAACUGCUUAAACAAAUCCGCACCUUCACUUAUUCCACUGUUAAUCCCUCAUAUCUUCCAGAAAACACACCGGAGAGGAUACCGGCCGCUGCAGAGCCGAAUAAUGGGUGAAGAGCACAGCAUUAAAGCAUCGCCUGCUUCCCUGAUUAAUUACUGCUGUUGCUGAGAACAUAGCCAGCCAUUGUGAUCUGAAGCGCCGAGCCCUUCGUAUCCGCACACAGAAUGGCAAAGUUGAUGGUCAGAUGUUGUGGCCUAUAGAGAAGCAUGAAGAUUUGAAGACAGAACUGAGUCUCUGCUAUGAGAAGAUCGGCCAUACUUCAGCCCAUCACGGAGUAGCCCAUUGAACACAUUCAGGAACUUCAAGAACGGUCUGAAUGCGAGGCAGAAUCAUCUGCUGAUUUUACAUCUGCUCUGAGAACUUUCAAACCCAAGGUUGAAACCCCUGAAUUACAUGAUUCUUCUCCAGACCCUCCAGGACUGAGUGAGGGAUUUCUACUCUCCAAGAAACAGCAAACAGGGUAUUGGUUGUUGAUCCCGGACGAUGGCGGUCCGUCAGGAUGACUUGCUGCAGCAGCUGAGAGAGCUGUCGGUGUCUGAGCAGGAUGCUAAAGCUCAGGUGGAGGAGCGGGAGGCUCAGAUCCAGGAGCUGCAGGACAUCAUCACAGAGCUCCAUCAAGACAUGUCCCAGAAGGACCAGGACAAGCUCAGCCAGUUCCAGCAUCUCCUGCAGCUCGAGGCCAAAGUGAAGGAGCUCACAGAGAAGUUACAGGGCUCAGAGGAGACUAUAGCUCAGCUGAGACAUGAGGCCACUGAUAGAAGUGCAAAUGAUAUUGCCCUGCACAGAGAUAUGUCAAGUGAUCUUCCAGCAGGACGAGGUGUGGAGAUCCUGAAAAGUGAGUUGCGCCGUCGGGAUGCGAGCGUCCAGAGGCUCCGCAGAGACCUGCUGCUGUCUCACCAGGCCCGCGACGCCCUGAGCGCUCAGCUGGACGUCCAGGAGCAGAGGCUGUGGGAGCUGCAGAGAGAGCUGCAGGAGAGCCAGCAGGAGCUCCAGCGAGGACACAGCCGCUGCCAGCAGCUCCGCGGGGACCUCCAGGGCGCAGCGCAGCAGCUUCACCAGCUGCAAGCUCAGCUGGAUGAAGCGAAAGGGCGGCUGGUCCAGGUGGAAGGUGAGAAUGAAGCUCUCCUGGGAUUCAAACGUCUUCAGGCAGCUGAGGUGGAGAGGCUCAGUGCGGAGCUGUGCUCCAUGCGAACGACAGCACUGCAGAAGAGCAGCGAGGAGGUGCAGGAGGCUCAGAGGAGGUGCAGGACACUGGAAUCAGAACUGUCUAAAACCCAGACUCAGCUCACUAAGUGCCGGGACAGGACACAGGACGUCCAGAAGAAGGCAGAUGAACGCAUACACCAGCUAGAGGAAGAACUUACCGAGCUGAAGGCCAAUCACAGUGCUGCCAGUCAACAGCUGCAGGAGCACACUGCUGAUCUCCAGAGCCUCCAGAAGACCCACAGUGAGCUGCAGGCCCGAGAAAAGGAGUGGCACAGAGACAACUCCUCCCUGCAGGAGCAGCUCAACAAAGCCAGGCAGGAGCUCCACAGCGCCACCCUCAGGGUGGAAGAGCUGCGUCUGAAAGAAGUCCAGAUUGAUGAGCUGCAGAGAGAGGUUGACAGGACGCUGGCACUGCUGGAGAAGGAGAGAGAGGAAGGCAGUCAGGUGGAGGAGUUGGAGAGUCUGAGGGAGGAGCAGCAGCAGCUGAAGGACAAGGUGAUUGAGGCAGAAGCAUGGGCCGGGAAGCUGAAGAGGAAGCUGGAGCAGGUCAGUCAGGAGCGGCAGAGGGAGACGAAGGAGUGGAGGGAACAGCAGCUCUGCUCCUCCGAGAGCCUGAAGCAGACCUAUGCGCAGCUGCAGGAGGCCCAGCGCAGCCUGAACGUCCAGCAGGAGAAGAUCUGCUGCCUGCAGGAUGAGUUGGAUACGCUGCAAGCUGCGCUUGAGGAGCGAGAGGAAAAGCUGGCCGCUCUGACUCUGGAGGAGGAUGCUCUGAGACAGGACCUAAACCAACGGGACCAGGAGGCAUCUGACCUGCACCAGCAGCUCUUGGCCACCCAGAAUGCACUGCAGGAGGUGACGUCUGAGCUCCAGAGCUGCCAAAAAGAUCUUAAGGAACAUGAAUCCCAAGAAGCAAGGCAAGAGCAAAGAGUUACAAAGCUGAAAGCUGAACUGACACAACUGCAGCACCAGUACACCACCUGCUACUCUCAGCUGGUGGAGAAGGAGGCAUCUGUAUCCAGGCUGAGGGCUGACCUGCAGCAGGCGGUGGAGCAGAGGGACCGGCUGACCUCUCAGCUUGAUCUGCUCACGGAGAAACACCAAACAGCACAGCAGGAGGCAGCCAGCAAGGACAAGACAGUGCUGAAGCUGAGCGUGGAGCUGAGAGCCAUUCAGGAACAUCUGACCUCCACACAGGAGGAGCUUGCAGUGCAGGUUGAGGAAGUGAAGUGUAAAGGGGAGGAGCUUGCGGCCGUGCAGAAGGAGGCGAGAGGAUUUCAGAAGGUCCUGAACCGAACGCAGGAGGAGUUAGAGCGGGAGAGGCACCGAAACGUCCAGCUCCAGUUAGAGAACGACGGCCUUCUUACACAGUGCGAGGGCCAUCGGGUGGCGCUGCGCGAGCUUCGUGGGGAGGUGCAGCAGUGGCAGCAGGAGGUGCAGGGCCAGAGGGAGUACCGGGAGGAGGAGGUGCAGAAACUGAGGAAAGAGCUGCAGGAGAACCAGAGUCGCCUCCAGCAGCUCAGAGCCAACCAGGAGCUCCUGCACAGAGAGCUGGAGACGGCCCAGAAACAGCAGAGAGACGCUGAGGACGAGGUCACUCGUCUGCGUGGUCAGGACUCGGAGCGAGUCCGGCUGAAGGCUGAUCUGCUGGAUGCUCAGAAAGUGGCCUCGGAUGCUGAGACCAGGCUUCAGGCCAUCAGUGACUCUGUGGAGCUCUACAGAAACAAGUUUCAGGCCUGCCUGAACAAAGUAGCACAACUGGAGAGUACAGUGCAUGGCCAGGAGGAGGACCUGAAGGAAGCCAGGGCUCAGGCAGCAGAGCGUGAGGAGCAGGUGCUGCGUCUGCAGGAGGAGGCUGCAGCUCUGCGCAGUGAUGUGAAGGCACGCUGUGCUCAGUUGGAGAGUGGAGACGAGGCCCUGGCGCUGCUGAGCCAGAGACUGAGAGACACUCAGAGGGAGCUGGAGCUCAGCAGGGCUCACGUACAGGAGUGUGAGCUGGUCAUCAGCACCCUGCGGGACAACACCACAGCCCUGCGCAGACAGGUGGAGGAGCAGGAGGAGGCUCUGGUGAAGCUGCAGUCUGAUUAUUCAGUAUACAGAGCCACUCACAUUCACUCUGACUCAGACUACCAAUCUCAGCUGUCCCACAUCCGGGAACUGGAAGAGGCGCUGUCCCACUCUCUGGAGCGCUGUGGUCAGGGGGCCCGCGUGCUGGAGAAGCUCAAAGAGGAAGCAAGCCGGCAGCGGCAGCUCAAAGACAGCAGCCUGGCGGAGUUGCAGAGGCUGCAGGAUCUGGUGAGGCAGCUCCAGGCAGACGCUGCGUGUGCGGCCCAGAGCAGGCAGGCAGAGGUGGACGCUCUGGAGCAGAGGGCAGCUGGACUGGAGGAGGAGCUAGAGGCAGCUCGUAGGCAGUGUGCCCAGAAAGAGCAGGCCAUACAGAAGCGAGAUGCGCUCCUGCGGCGCUCCGAGGCUGACCUGGUGCAGGCCCGGGACAAGAUGCGCAGCCGGGCGGCGGAGGCGGAGAGGCAGGCCACCACAGUGCAGGCCCUGGAGGCAGACCUGCGCAGCAGCAGGAAAGAGAGGAGGCAGAAGGAGAACGAGUGCGCCAGCCUCAAAACACAGCUGCUCCAGCUGCGCGACGAGCUGAAGGAGGCCCACAGCAGCUGCAGAGAGAGCGCUCAGGAGCUGGCGCGGCAGGAGGAAAAGGUGCUGCUGCUGGAAGGAGGGCAGCAGCGGGCACAGGAGGAGCUGGCAGAGCGGGUGGCUGAGGUGGUGAGGGCAGAGCAGAGUCAGAGGAGACUGCAGGCUGAACUCAGGAGACUCCAGCAGAGACUGGACACUACAGAACAGGAGCUUCAGGACGGCAGGUUUUUACUGGAGCAGCUGAAGGGGGAGGCCAGCAGCAGCAAGAAAGCUCAGCUGGAGGCCCAGCAGGAGAGCACAUGGCUGCGGCAGGAGCUCCAGGAGGAGCUCAGCAGCAGCAGAGAGGCGCUGGCACGGCUGCAGGAGCAGCUGAAAGAGCAGGCAGAAGCCGCUCAGGCUCUGCAGACAGAGCUGGCACUGGAGCAGACCAGGCAAAAGGAACAGCUGAACUGGGUUCAGAGCAUCAGUCAGAGAGAGAGCAGCCUGGAGGUGGAGAAAGAUCAGCUCAGGACUGAACUGGAAACAGCAAGAAAACAGCUGAGCGAGCUGCAGAGCGCCACCCUGAGGCUGCAGGAGGCAGACGCAGGCGUGCAGGCCGAGCUGCAGCAGUGCAGACGAGAGCUGGAGAGCCGAGACGCUCGCAUAGAGAAGCUCAGCCAGGAGUUGGCUGAGCGCAGUCGGGAGGUGCCGCGACUGCAGCAGCGUCUGCUCCAGCAGACUGAAGAGAAGACGGCCCUGCAGGAGACGAUCUCGCAGUUGACCACAGAGCUGCAGAAACUGCACAGUGAGAGCAGACUGUCUCAGGAUGAGGCUCGAACGUUUGAGGGUCGUCUGUCGGAGUUGAGCGCUCAGCUGUCACGCUCUCAGCUGUGGGGUCAGCAGCAGCUAGCUGCCCUGCAGUCCAGAGAGGAGGAGGUAGUGGUCCUGAAGGUGGAGAUGGCUUCCCUGAGAGAGAACUACCACUCUAAAGUGGCUCAGGUGGAAGCCUUACACACUCAGCUGGACUCAGUAGAGCAGAGCUACAGUGUAGCGCUGGCGGAGGUGGAGGUGCUGAGGCAGGCUCUGGGGGACGCUCGCUGUGACAGCUCCCGUCUGCAUAGAGAGAGCGAGCUAGUGGUGACCAAUGUGAACCAGUGGGUGAAGGAGCAAAAGCAGACAAAUGAAAAGCUGGGGAUGAAAAUCAGAGAUCAGAGCAAGAAGAUUAUACACCUCACCGCUGAAAAAGAUCACCUGCAGGAGACGGUGGAGAAGCUGCAGGCGGAGAUCAGGAAGCUGAAAGCGGAGCUGGAUGAGAGAAGGAUGGAGGCUGAGAGAUAUAAGGUCUUUGAAGAACAGAGCGCAAGUGACCAGAGGAACGCCUCGGCUCAGCUGCACAACCACCAGCCCCCUGCGCCAAGCUGUAGUAGACCUUCUCCACUUGCACCCAGCAGUGAUCUGGCCUUGCAUUACAGGGUGGUAGAGAGGAAGAGCAGUCUAGGAGAGGAGGCAGCCAGUUGUGGAAGAGAUGACAGGACAGGAAAGAUUGGCCUCCAGAGGAGUCUUCAGUCCUCAGAGGGAGAACUGCAGCAAGAAGAAGCCUCUUGCCAUCAACCAGUACCUCAGUUAAUACAUGCGUAUCUACCAGUGCCUGAGACCUCGUUCGCUGCAGAGGUGGACCGCAGAGUCAGACGAAGGAAGCUGGAGAGGAGACCCCUCCGCCGUCGUACGUAGAAGUCAUUUCUGGAUUUCUCUGAAAUGCAUUGGACAGUUCUGGUCAGAUUCCGCCAGUCACAAUCAUUACCUCACACUGCUCUGUCUACUGUGGGUGGUAAUGCCUAGUAUGAUGAAAUGCCUCAUCCACCUGCACCCACUAUCAGACUUCACUCAAACCCCCACCAUUCAUGUUGCCUUGCUAUGAGCACACUGGUCUGUGUUCUGUCUCACUUACAAGAUAACACCUCACAACUUAUACAUGUGUGGAUGAUCCCAAACCAUCCCCUGAUGUUCUUGAAGAUUUCAUGAUCAAUUUACACACUGCUGUUCCAUGACUUUUGGCAUGUCAUGUACAGGUACAACAUUUUUUACAUGUUUCUUAAAACACUUAAAACACUGGAAAUCAAGUUCUUUUUUACGUUCAUUAUUACAUUCUUAUUAUUUAUUAGAGCCUGUUAAACUUGAAUGUUCUUACAGAGCCAUGAGUUUUUUAAAUGUGUAAUUUUGGUUUAACAUGUAUGUGUUUAUUUAUUUAUUUUCUUUAUUGACUCAAUGACAGUGAAUAUUGUUUUCCCUGAACCUUGUUUUGUUUCAAGGUAAGUAAAGGUUUAAACAGUCAAAAAAGUUUGCGUGCCGGCUUUUGGCAUUAGUUUUCAUGUGAUUCUUUGUGUAGUUUUAAUGAAGUGUGUUUUUGAACAUUACCAGUCAAAGAUUUGGGGACACCACUUUUUAUUCUACUUUGUAGGUUACCAUUAAGAAUACUAGAGGAUAUGAACUAUGAAGGAACUCAUAUUGAAUUAUGCAGUAAAGUAAACGUGUAAACAAACCACAGUAUGUUUUAUACUGUAUAUUCUUUAAAGUAGCAGUGUGGUCUUUGAUGCCAGAUUUGCCCACUCUUGAAAUUCUCUUAUUUAGAGGUCUUAGAGUUUAUCCUUUUUCCUCACUAUGUUCUCUAAUUAAUUCCAAACUCACCUUAAAAUCAUUCCAAACUUAUCCCUGAUGCUAUCUCAUCCCAAUCUCUUCCCAGACUCUCCCCAAACUCACCCUGAGUCUCUUUAAAGACUUUACCUCAGACUCAACCCAAACCUACCACAGACUUUGUCCCAGACUUCACCCCAGACUCAACCCAAACCUACCUCAGACUUCACCCCAGAGUGCGUCCCAGACUUCACCCCAGACUCAACCCAAACCUACCCCAGACUUCACCCCAGAGUGUGUCCCAGACUUCACCCCAAACUUAACCCAAACCUACCCCAGAGUGUGUCCCAGACUUCACCCCAGACUCAACCCCACCCUUCCCCAGACUGUAUCCCAGACUCAACCCAAACCUACCCGGGACUGUGUACCAGACUUCACCCCAGACUGUAUCCCAGACUUCACCCCAGACUCAACCCAAACCUACCCCAAACUUCACCCCAGACUGUGUCCCAGACUUCACCCCAAACUCAACCCAAACCUAUCCCAGACUGUGUCCCAGACUUCACCCCAGACUGUGUCCCAGACUUCACCCCAGACUCAACCCAAACCUAGCCCAGACUUUCUGCAGACUUUGUCCCAGACUUCGUCCCAGACUUCACCCCAAACAUACCCUAGACUGUGUCCUAGACUCACCCCAGACAUUGACCCAGACUUCACCCAGACUCAUUUUUUUUGUUUAGCACAUAAAAUAAAUGAAACGUAUUAGAAGGUGUAUCCAAACUUUUUACUGGUAUUAAAUGUGUCUCUUACAUUUCUCACAGACCUUUAUUGGUUCUGAAUUUUGUACUAAGCGUAAUAUGCACUGCAUCGAUCUACACUGCUUCUGUUCUGUUUAGCUUACUUAGACAUAAAUCAAUGAUCGCAUAUGAAAAAAGGCUUUGUUUUGUUCAUUUACUCAAAUACAGCGGUAUAUUUGUGGCUCGGAGCAAUUCACAAUUGAUGUUCAGAUCAAUUCACGUAUUUUAUUGGUUCAGUUCUCAUGUCUCAGUCAUAAAACUGUGUGGAAAUGAUAAAAACAUUAAAACGCUGCCGCUAACUGUGCUAACCAUGCCGAUUCCUGUGUUACGCAGUGCGUUACGGAGUGCGCGAAGUGGCCGCUCUUUGCCUCCCCGAGCGCUCCCGGGCAGCGAAAGCGAGCCCCAGCCGCACGACGGGAUGAAGCGCGCGAGGCUUAAUCCGGGCCUUACAGGACGAGGAGACCGUCUCGCUCCGCUCAGGCAAAAUCAAUAGGCUACAUUCUCCCUAGCACAGCAGUCAAUACCCAACACUUAAGGUGUCUGUGAAAACUAAAGAAAGCCAAUAAUUGUUAUUAAUGCCCUGAAUUUCCCCAAGCACAGCUUUUAAAGGUAAUUCCGACGUAACCCGCGUUCCUUUACUCCGCCAGCGCCGUCCAUCAGCCCGUGAGUAAUAACGAUAUGCAAAGAGACACACUUUCACAUUCAAUUAAAGGGGGGAUGAAGAAAAGUCGCCUGUCUGCUUAGUGGUAAAUACUAUUGUGCAGUUUGUGAAGCAUUUUUAACCUUACAGUGUCAUUCUAUAUGUAUUUUAUGUCUAUAAGUGUUUAUCUGUUUUCGCAGAUUAACUCUUAAUAUUCAUUUAAACAUAGGGAGAGAUAUUGAUCAACACAUCAUGUCGGGGUGGUAUGUGAUCAACCAAAAAUAAAUAUUUAGCCAGAAUUUGAAUAUCGAGUAACAAACAAAUUGUCUUUAGCAUAUUUUUAUUUAUUUAAUGCAUUUUGUCUUGCUUUGUGAAGGAAAAAUAGACCAAGAAAGUCCAAGAAAGUGCAACUGGCCAUGCACUCUCUGGGUGGUUAUAUGGCGCUCUCUCUCCCCCAGCGUGUUUGGUGUGUUCCUCAGCCUAGCGUUAAAAGGUGGCUUUUUCAAUCCGCUAGUGCUGCAGUUAGCGGCUAAUGCUAAUGCUAAUGCUGCUGCACCCAGCCUUAGUGCUGGAGAAACUUCACUGAAAACUCACCCUUAUGCAAAAUAUCAGCAAUCUAAGCUUACUGUUAAAAAAUGGAAGCACUUUACUCACCAAAAUAAACAGUUUUCAGGACGGAAAUCAGUGUAGCCUAAUGUGUAGAUUAAGGAAAUAUCUUUUUUAAGAAUUACAAUUUGGUGUACGUAGACGCUUCCUCCAGCUUCCACAUUAAAAGAGAAACAUGGCGACACCCUUGUUCACUUUGAUGUAGGCAUCCUUACUAGCGUCGCUUAAUGCACCAUAUAAUCCGGUGCACCUUAUAUAUAAAAAUAGACCAGAAAAAAACAAUCAUUGAUAGUAUACCUUAUAAUCCGGUGUGCCUUAUAGUCUGAAGAAAAGCUACUAAUACUAAAGAUACUAGUAUCUAACAUAUAUCAAGAUGGUUGUCCUUUACUUGUAUAAUUAUAAUACUGCUGUUUAGUUAGGACUGAUAUGGUUUAAAUGUUGUGUUAAGUGCUGGAUGGCGUUGCUAGAGUUAGGUUAGGUUGCGUGUGUGUGUGUUGCAGAGUACUGUUUGAAGAGCUUUGGUCAGAGUGCCAUUAUUGUGCAAUAUUUGCACUCCUAGAACAUCUCUCAGCCAAUCACAUUGCAUGGUCAGAACUGCCAGUGGUAUAAAUCAAAAUCUACCUGAAGAGACUCAGAAUAAAGCACCUAUUCUGAACAUCAUGUUCAUCAAAUUGUGAUUUGUCCUUAAUAAGGCCGUUCAUGCAAGACAACUCUACACAGAUCAAGCAUAACAUUAUGACCACCUCCUUGUUUUAGUAGAUAAGAUCCUGACAAUUUGGUCAUGCUGAUUGUCUCACUCGAUCAGGUUGAUUUGCUGGCUUGUAACAUGGGGGACUAUAGGGUAGUUCAGGGAAGUACAGGGAGAGAAGGGUAAUUUAGGAUAGUGUAGGGAAGUACAGAGCGGUAUAGGUUAUUAUAGAGUAGGUAUAGGGCAGCAUAACAUAGUUAGGGGUAGGGUAGUAUUGGGAGAUAUAUGGUAGUGUAGGGAGUAUAGGGUGGUAUUGGGUACAGUAGGGUAAUAUAUGAGAUGCAUAAUAUAUGGAGUACAUGGUGGUAUUUGGUCUAAGCUUAAAAAUGUAAGUAAAAAAAAUAAAAUAUAGAGAAAUAUAGGUUUGUGUGGAGUAUUAUAGGGUAUCAUAAUGUAUUAAAGUGGAGUAUAUGGAGAUAUAUAGUAUAAAUAAAGUAUAUGGGAGUGUAGAUAGUAGAUUUUAUAUAUGGAAUAAGUAUAUGGGAGUAUAGGGUAGUAUUGGGUAUAGUAGGGUAAUAUAUGGGAUUGUGUAUAAUAUAUGGAGUACAUGGUGAUAUUGGGUCUAAGCUUACUGGUAAAAAUAUAAAAUAAAGAGAAAUAUAGGUUUGUGUGGAGUAUUAUAGGGUAUCAUAAUACAUUAAAGUGGUGUAUAUAUGGAGAUAUAUGGUCAUAUAGGGUGUACAGUGUAGUAUUGGGUGUAUUAGGAUAAUAAGAUAAUAUAUGGGAGUGUAGCUAGUAGAUCUUAUAUAUGGAGUAUAUACUGGUAUUGGAUAGUAGAGGUAUAUGGGAGUAUAGAGAACUGUAGGUGUAUUAUAAGGUUGUAUAGGGUAGUAUAUCGAACAUGUGGAUUAUAAGGUCGUAUUGGAUGUAUACAGAAUAUAGGGUAGCGUAGGGAUACAGGGCAUCGUGGGGUAGUAUAGGGAGAAUAUUGUAAUAUAAGCAGUGUGUGGUAUUAUAAGGGAGUAUAGGGCAUUGUAGGGUAAUAUAAGGGCUGUGUAAAAUAUUUAGUAGAGACGGUUCAGGGGUGUAUGUUGUUAUAGGGUAGUAGUAUAGAGAAGUAUAUGUUUGUAUGGGGUCUUGUAGGGUUGUCUAGACUAUGGUAUUGCAUAAGAGAUUAAAACAUAAAAUCUUAACCAGGUUGAAACCAGACUGGUUGGUAGGUAGUCAGUUUUCCUACAGUACGUCGCUAUAAAAUCAUGUUUCACUCACGGAUAUUGCAUACCAGAUACGUGAUCAUAAAACCGUAGUUGGAAUCAGAGAGAGCACAAUUGGCCACGCUUUCUCUGGGUGGGUAGAUGGUGUUCUCCCCUUAUCUCUUCAACAGUGAGUUGCUGAAUUGUCAUGUAUCGAAAAGGGCAUUUGCUCAUCCUCACCCCACGUCAUAUGGACGAUCGGGGAGAAAAUGGCCUACAAAUAGAGAGAGAAUGGAUAAAUAUGUUCUCCUUGGUGAAUUGUACUGAAUGUCUCUAACUGUGAGAGAGCACAAAAUGACUCAGAAUGCUAAAAUUCCUCGUAAUGAAUCAGGAGCAGUAGCUUUUACUUUAAGCCACGGGAAGAAGCCGCUGAACGUUACAUUUACGCUGCGACGAGCAGGUGAUUUAACGGCCGCAGGUGAUUUAACGGCCGCGGAGGGGGCGCCGCGGGAACGUUCUCUUAAAUUCCAUCAAGCGGAAAGCCGAGGCCGGCGGGGACCGAGGGGACGCGUGAGAUCAGGACGGGCUCCGGUUAUAUUCCCACCGAUACAGACGUAGCCACGGGAUGUAAUUGGUUCCCAGAAGACUGUUCAUUACGCAGAGUAAGAGAGGCAGCAGAGAGAGGAGCGCGGAUGGACGAGAAGAACGCCGCAUUCCUCUCAUUGUCUUUAUCGGAACACCGUCACACGGCUCAGGGUAAUUAAAAGUGCAGCCGAUGCCGCGCUUUUCUUCAUCGAUCUCAUUUGGGCCGUUGUUAGGUUUGUAACGGCAGCAGGCCGCGUGCCUGAGCGCUCUGUAAAAGUCAUAGCUACCCCAGAGCUUUGAGCAGAUAACCAUAUAUGGCUUCUGUGCUUACGUAGACAGGUCUGUGACCAAUGUGUUAUUUGCAGAUAAUUGAUAAAACUGUGUUGAAAUCACAGCUAGUUUACAGACAAUAAUUUAGUUAGGUAUUUAAACAUGAUUACAUUAGAGGGGGUGCUGUAAGGUAAGGUAUUAGUAGGUAUUACUACACAAAAACUACAGUAAUUGUGUAGGGUAAAAUGAUGUUCUAUUGUGUGUUGUUAUGCAUAAACAGAAGCAGCAGGAAUCUCAGUCAUAGUUUAUUGUGCUGGAUUAUAGGGUAUAAUGGGGGAAUAUAGGGUAGUUUAGGGAAGGUUUGGGCAGUAUAGAUUAUUGUAGAGUAGGUAUAGGGUAUUAUAACAUAUUAAGGGGGAGUAUAAGGUAGGGUAGUAUUGGGAGAUAUAUGUAAUGUAUAGUAUAGGGUAGUAUUUUGUAAAGUAGGGUAAUAAAUGGGUUAGUAGUAAAUGUAUAUGUAGAAUAUGGUGAUAUUGGGUAGUAGACAUAAGAAGAGAAGUAUAGAUUUGCGUGUAAUAUAAUAGGGUAUAAUAAUAUAAUAGGGUAGUAUAAGGUAUAGAGUAUUAAAGAGUAGUGUAGGGAGAUAUAUGGUAAUAUAUGGAGUAUUGGGUGUAUGACAGUAAUAGGAUUAUGUAUCAGAGUGUAGAUAAUAGAGCUAAUAUAGGGAGUAUAUGCUGGUGAUUGGUACUAGAGGGAGUAUAGAGAAGUAUAAGUGCAUUUAAGGUUAUUUGAUGUGUCUAUGUAGUAUUAGGUAGUAUGGGAUGUAUACGGAAUAUAUAGGGUACUAUAAUGAUACAGGGUAUCAUAGGAUAGUAUAGGGAGAAUACUGUAAUAUAAGGAGUAUGGGGUAUAAUAAGGCAGUGUAGGCGAUUAUAGAGUAGUAUAAGGGGGGGUUGGGUAAUAUAGGGGAGAGUAGGUAGUAGAGAGUUUAGGGCUUAUAUGGGCUUAUAGGGGAGUAUAGAGAAGUAUAUGUUUGUAUGGGGCAUCAUAGACUAUUAAAUGGAAGUAUAUGGUGUAUUAGGUAGUAUUGAAAGUAUAAGGAAUAUAAGGUAGUAUAGGUAUAGAGGAUAUCAUGGGAUAGUUUAGGGACAAUCUACUACUUAUAUGAAGUAGUAUGAGUAUGAGUGGGUAAUAUAGGGGAUAAUAAGUAGUAAGGAACAUUUAGGGGGUAUAGUAGUAUUUAGAUUAAUGGGUAGUAUAGGGUAGUAUAGAGAAGUAGAGUGUUGGGUGGAUUUGGAGCUAUAUGGAAUAUAUAUGAUUUUAGAAUGAUAUAGGGUGUCACGGGGUAGUGUAGUAUAGUAUAGGGAGCAUACUGUGAUAUUGUGUAGGGGAGUAUAGGGUAGUAUAAGGGUAGUUGGGUGAUACAGGGGAAAGAAGGUAGUGUUGGGUAGUAUUUGGAUUAUAGGGUAGUAAAGGGGCUAAGAAUAGAAAGUAUACGGUAUAGCAUACAGGGCAAUAUAGAGUAGAGUGAGGUGGUAAUGUUUGGUGUAAGAGUAAUAGCAGGUCAUGGUUGAAUAUAUGCUGUAUGUCAAGCAAUAAGAAUGAAACUAAUGGAAUAGCUGGAGGUGAGUAUGGCUUGAUUGGUAGAAACAUUUUUUAGAUCAAUCUUUCUUUCUCAUUCUUGCAAUCUUUGAACUUUUUGCCUUUGUUUUGUACGUGCAUUUUUAAAAUUCUCCAAAUGUUGGACCAUCUCUUAAUCUAAAAACGCACGCCACGAUCCCCCAGCGAGAAGAACAAUACGUCCGCGGCGAACCGCACCGCGAACUCAACCCCCGGAGUACGGUUCCGCUUUAAAUCCGGUCUCUCCCGUCCCCGCCGACACCCCGGCCGAUUUAAUUCCCUUCAUCAUCACAAAGACCUUUGGCAGAAAUCUCCCGUAAAGCUGACCGCAGGCUCCGUCACUCGGCCGGGGGAUUUUAAAAUGUCAGCCAAUACCGCAGAUUUGCCCCAAUUAAGUGAGCGCGGAGGACGGAUCCGCCCGCGUAAGACCGUCCUCGGCAGGAGAACCUUCACGCGUAUUAGCAGACCAGUCAUUAAACAGAGGAAAUCGAGGCCUAGUGACCGUCCCUGACCCACAGAUGCUCAUUUUGUUGUUUUAAUCUAGUCAGAAAAUGCAUUUCCCACAAGAAUGAUGAUAUCAUAAUACCGUGAUUCUGUGAUACUCUAUAUAUUACAAUUAGUGGUGUCAGUGGUAAAAAAAAAAAAAAAAUGUGAUUAAUCACAACAAAUAUCUGUGUUUAACUGCGAUUAAUUGCAUUAGUAUUUAUUCAGACGCCAAUUUUUAUAGUGGAUAUUUAUAGGUAAAUAAAAGAAUGAAUGUGAGAAAUAAAGCACUCUGAUCGAGUCUGAGUUGGAAGUUCAGACCACGCCGUUCAAUCGUUUAGCCAGAAAACAAAUCAGUGCGAAGGGCAGGGGCGGGGCAGAUUACGGCAGAAGUAGGAGUCAAACUUGGUGCCUUAAUUAACUUGUGUUAAAAAAUGGUAACGUGUUACUGAUUCCAAAUUAACAGCGUGCGUUAAUGUUGACAGCUCUGCUUACAAUACCAUUCUGUACUGCGAUACAUCAUGGCAUCUCACGGUUACUGAAAAGGAUAAAAUACUCUAAAAUAAAACACUGAAAUACUUCAGAGAAUUUAACAGCCAAUAUCCUUGACCCUAUAUGAUCCCAUUUGAUGGUAGUGCCAAUGAAAGAGUAAUGAAGCGGUAAAUGUAGUAAUUCAAAUUUGGGGGGUGGUUCUUAAAGACCCUUUUUUUAUAUAUUUUUUUUAA
Messenger RNA from Astyanax mexicanus (Mexican tetra), 14714 nucleotides. RefSeq names its product plectin. The record is from RefSeq and is a predicted model, not a curated record. Gene Ontology annotation, biological process: spermatogenesis. The transcript is spliced from 42 exons. NCBI's taxonomy places the organism in Eukaryota, Metazoa, Chordata, Actinopteri, Characiformes, Acestrorhamphidae. The coding region runs from base 1135 to 6207 and encodes 1690 amino acids.